UACUGUUCCAAUUAUAAAACGACUAUAAAUGUCUCGGAUUAGCCGUUGAUCACGUUAGAGCGAGAAACUGAAGUUUAUUUCUAUCCGAAUGUAUUUGGUGCUGAGAAGUCCACUGCGGCUCCUUCCCGCUUUGUCGUAUCCAUGGCGACGGCGCUCACUUCCGCCUCCAGAUGACCGCUUCCGCCGUGCGAUUCAAACAAUCGGCGGCGGCGGCGAAUUCCAGCAGGGUUUCCUAAAAGCGUCGGAGCGCGACGAUCAUCGCCGGCCAGUCAGAUCGCCGGAGCAGACGGUUUAUUCCGGAGAGAGCCCCUGUCUCCGUGCCCGCUUCCUAUGCGACAGAGUGGACGCCGGCUCCUCCAAGUCCCUCCUAGAGUAUAAGAGCGCAUCUGCGCUCAAAAUGUCCACGAUUUCCAAAGCGGGGAUUGGAAUCAUAAAAAUGGCAACGUCGCAAUGGAGACGCCAGGAGAAGACAGCAAGAGUCGUGCGCUCUUCAAGCACCGGCAAGCGGCACUCGUCCUCUGAGCGCUUCACCUGCAAGAAAUCUCUUAUGGAUCAGAUAAAAGCGAUGCUGCACGGCCAGACCAUCAGCAAGACUUGUCCAGACAAGUUGUUCCGCGCCAAGUCGCGGAACUGCCGGCGGGUCGUGGUGCUGGGCUCGCCGAAAGUGGGCAAGACCUCCAUCCUUCAACGAUUCCUGCGUGACAGUUUCGAGGAGCGCUACGAACCCACGUCCGAAGACUUCCACAGGAAGCUGUACCAGAUCCGUGGGGAGACGUACCAGGUUGACAUCCUGGAUGCCUCCGGGGAGAGGGAUUUCCCUGCCAAAAGGAGAUUGUCUAUCCUGACAGGUGACGUUUUUCUCCUAGUGUUCAGCGUGGAUGACAGAAACUCCUUUGAAGAAGUACGCAAAUUGCACAAAGAGAUAUUAUCGGCCAAGUCUAAGAUUCUACAUAGCAAAUCGAAGCCGCGCAUCCCCACCGUAAUCUGCGCCAACAAAGUGGACUUGGAGCCGGAGACCGGGGUGGUGUGCUGGUGGGAGGCUCAACAUGCGUUUGGGGAGGACUGCGCACUGUUCGAGACGUCCGCCAAGACCGGGACCAACCUGGAAGAAGCUUUCGAGGCUCUUGCCAAGCGAGGUGGACUUCCUACGGAGACCCGUCCCUCCCAGCAUCGUAAGAUCUCCAUACGCUCGUAUCAGGCGUUGCGUGCGGGGAGGAACACCCUGAGCGCCGUCAGAACGCCGGGCAUCGAUGCACCCUACGGCUCACUGCACCCGCUGGUGCGCCGACCCAGCUUCAGCAGCGAUCUGCGGCAGGUCCUGGGAAACAAGCGUGGCAAACCGCAGGGAAAAUUCCACAUUCGGUGAGAAAAUGACUGUUCGUUUUAAUUAUUGAGGGAUCGAUGAAUUCUGCACUUUCGAUUCAACACUGCAUGGGGCUAACAAGUGAUGUACAGAUUGAUUUUUUCACUAUUUUUAGUCGAAUAUCAUGAAGUUCUUUAAAACAAAUGCACAGACGAUGUGUACUUUACUGCUGUUUUAUACCGUGAAUCCUGGCUCGUCCAGUAGACACUGACCGAUCACUGUAUUUUACUGCUUAAUAUUAUUAUUAAUAAAUGGUACACGGUCUCCGCGACAUUAUAUUUAAGAUAGAUGGAUAUUACACGGUUGUUUAAAUAUAACUUUACUGCCUUUGAUGUGUAUUGAUUAAUAUUAAACUUUAUUAAAAGCAUUGAAAGGUUAAAAAAAAUAAACUGCUGUGCGUGUUUCUUUGUAACUUUGGACUUGAUGUUCAUGAUUAUUAUUAGUAUUAAUAUUAAUAUGAAGGAUUUAAUUACUAAGUACACAAAUGAACAGGGUGGACAAGUCUCAUUUCUGCAUUUCUUGUAUUUGAAAAUAUACACAACAGCAAUUCUUUGUUCAAAACCGCUGGAAGCCUAGUAUUGGUUAAUUUUUAGCACAAGGCAGUGAGCUUGUAGCUGUGGACAUCUGUCUGCCUGCUAGAUCCCAGUGCAUGCAAGCAAGCAGCAAAGUCAUGCCAUUCAUGGAGAUGCAGGGGAGGGUCAUAGGAGGGCCGGCAGCAUCACCUCCGUGUUGCUACCCAGAGAGAAUGGCAUACAUUUUUGAGAAAGCAAGGUCAACUAGUCCCUGGAGCACUUGGGGUGGAGGGCCUUGGUU
This is a messenger RNA of Paramormyrops kingsleyae, 2176 nucleotides long. Its product is annotated as GTP-binding protein Rhes-like. Lineage: Eukaryota; Metazoa; Chordata; Actinopteri; Osteoglossiformes; Mormyridae. Gene Ontology annotation, molecular function: G-protein beta-subunit binding; GTP binding; GTPase activity. The record is from RefSeq and is a predicted model, not a curated record. Gene Ontology annotation, biological process: signal transduction.